This is a messenger RNA of Corylus avellana, 1288 nucleotides long. RefSeq names its product Pollen Ole e 1 allergen and extensin family protein. The record is from RefSeq and is a predicted model, not a curated record. NCBI's taxonomy places the organism in Eukaryota, Viridiplantae, Streptophyta, Magnoliopsida, Fagales, Betulaceae.
GAGCCAACUGCAAUAGACAAUACGUUAGUGUAAACAGCAAUUUUCCUGUGGAGCUGAGAACUUCAAAUCAAGCACCACCACCUCUCAGUUUAACUAAGGGAGCUAUUCUUGCCCAAAAAAGAAUCUACUGUCUUCUCUCUCCUACACAUCAAGUCCAUAUCUUGCCAAAGAACAUUCACAUGACUUUGUUUCUUGUGAAAAGGAUAAAUUUCCACCACUUUUUGCUUACAGUUGGAUCUCCACCAACAACUGCCGCUCAUUAUCCACACAAACAAAUUCAUCUUCUACUAUGUGAUAAUGCUUUGAAGGCUAUUCACAGCUAGCAAAACAACUAUUCCUAAAGAAGCUAGCCAAUGUUUAAGCCAUACUCUUUAUCUCCAAAGUUAGCCAUGAAUCCGAUGAUUCUCUUUGUCGUUUCAUCUUUGUUUAUUAAUUCCCUAUAUGCGGGAGUUGAGCCAGCAAAAAAUAACUCCCAGAUCAUUGUGAUGGGUUUUGUUUAUUGUGACAUCUGCGCCAAUAACAGCUUCUCCAGACACAGCUACUUCUUACCAGGUGCAGAAGUUACAAUAGAUUGCAUGUUCAAAGCCAUCUCCCUGAAAACCAUAGAACAGAUAUCAUUGUCGGUGAACAGAACUACAAAUAAGUAUGGAGUUUACAAGUUGGAAAUACCAUCGGUUGAUGGAAUUACAUGUGCAGAAGAUUCUGAAAUCGUGUCUUCCUGCCAGGCAAGCUUAAUACGGAUUUCAUCUUCUUCAUGCAAUAUUCCUGGUUACAAGACCACAUCAGAUCAAAUAGCAAUAAAAUCAAGACAAGCCAAUCUCUGUAUCUACAGCCUAAGCGCAUUGAAUUUUAGACCAUCCAAGAUAGAUGUCACCUUAUGUGGAUAAUAAAUAGAUGGCUUCUCAAGCUCUUUCCACCAUGCUUCCACAACAUGGUUCCUUCCCUAUGUAAACAAUCUUUGCCUUCAAAAUACAUCCUACUGUCCUACUAGCACCAUCAUGGCUCUUUUACAUUCCCCAUGUACACAGAAUCCAGGAAACCCAAUACCUUGGAUACCUUUUCUCCUGGCAGCCCAUCACUGAGAGAUUAGUCUUUCAUUUUCUUUACUGUCUUAUUUGUCUGGUUGUUUGGCUAUACUAUGUUUGCAGAAAAUAUGUGUAUAGUUUGGGUGCAAGAAGAAACUUCACUUGCCAAUGUUUAUAAGAUUAGGUCCUUGUUACAAUGUAUGAAUUGUGUAUUGAGUUUUCUCUGGUCACUGACAUUAUGAAGGAAAAUUUAAGCAGCUUGA